AGUGGUUUUUUAAGUGUUUAUUGUACCAACGUUGAUUCCAAAGAGGAUUUAAUCCAAUAGUGUAAUAAUAAAAUCCAGCCGUCAGCGUCGGCAGCAACGGACAUGGCGUAGGCAGAGAACGGGCGCCGAACGCUUGAUAUAGCGCAGCCAUGUUUAAUUUCUUCAAGCGAAGGAGCGGGAAGGCCGAGGUCGCGUCUCCCGAGAGUACCCGACAAACGCCGGCCGCUCCCGAAAAAACACAAGCGCGCGCGCCAAACGACAGUGAUGUAACGAACGAGAAAGCGGUAACCCGCAAAGAUGUAGUCAACUUAUUAAUACCAGAGGUAGAUUAUAGUCAAAAAAGUGGUGUAAGCGCGAUAUUACAAAUGAUGGCUGGUAAAAGGAAGAAAAAUAAGAAUAAACGUUCGGAAUCCUGUCGCGUGAGUCCGCCUAAAGAGACGCAGACGAAUUUGCAGCGCAGCAAAUCAGAUGCGGCGCCGGAUGACGUCACACCCAAAAAUACUGGCGACAAUCAGACGAGCACUGACGAUCAGGCGGAGUUCGUGAAGGCAUUAGUCCUGCAAAAAUAUACUAAGCCGGCGGACAGACACGUGUCGCUCGUGUACGUUAACCCAGCUGAAGAAGAGAAACGACAUGCGGAGGCAUUGCUCCGCGAGAUCGCGAGGAGCAUAGACUGCACCAUAGACGGCAUCAACAAGCAGAUGGGGACUACAGAUAGUAAAACGGAACGCAGAUCUGAACCGGUAUACGAAACGAUCGAGGAUAAGAACAAACCUGAAAUUGAUACUUACAAAAACGAAUUGAAAAGUGAGCUUAAAAAAUUGCUGCAUGUCGAAACAAAAGAAACCAGAGAGGAAUCUCCGGCUCUUAUAAAGAAAUCAAAUUUGAAACCGCCUAAAUCUGAUACUGAAGGUUGCUCCGAUGACGAUAGAUCAGAUUGCGGCAAAAAACGUGUCACAUUCAGAAAGCAUAUCGUUUUCGAUGAUGGCGAGCAACAGACUGAUGAAGAGGUCGAUUCCUCAUUCGAAUCUCUUUCUUCUGAAGAGGAAGAAGAAGAAUAUUUGGAGGAUACCUUGCCAGAUAGCGACGAAUUAUUGGGAGGUUACGUAGUAUCUCAAAAUGAUAAUAGGACGCUUAUCAACGUUACAGAUGGUGAUGUUAGUGUUAAUAUCAACGACGAUAGUUUAAAAAGAAUAUCUAGUGACAACAGUGACAGUGGCUUUAUUGAUAGUGAAAAGAAUGAGUCGGGUGAUGACGCGACGUGCGGUAAAAGUAUAGAGGUGGAGGAAAGUGAACAGAGUGAGAGUGAGGUGAGUGAGAGUGAAACGGAAGAGGAGAUUAUAGAAGAGAUCGAGGAGAUAGAAGAAAUAGAAGAGGAAGAAGAAGAGGAGGAGGAGGAAGAGUUUGUUGGUGCCGAUGACAACCAGCCUAGUGAUAAGAAGACAUUGGUGAGCCAGGAGAGCAAGUUCCAAACACAGGUGUCAGCACUAACAGAGCUAGCUGAUACAAGAUGUGGGGAGACAGAGAAAGCGAGACAAUUGAUAGCACAAUACAGGAAAGAUAUUGAAGCGAAAGACCAGGAAAUAGAACAAUUAAAAUGCGAGCUGGCCGCAGCGUACAAAGAGUCAGAACUGGUCAAGCAACGCAGCAAGUCUUUGGAGGAAGAGUUGGUUGCAGCGAGAAGCUGUUCCGCUGACCUUGCUCAACAAUUGCAGAAGAGGAAUGAUGAAUCAUUACGUCAGUUGCGAGCAGAGCUAGAAGAUGCCCACAAUAGAAGAGCAGAAUUAGAAUCUAGAGUGCAAGCAUUAGAGCGAGAUAGAGAUAGACUGCAACAAGAGAAAUUAUUGCAAGAACAGAAGGCUCAAGAGGCAUUGACAACAGCGGAAGAAAACACAACAAAAUGGCGAGCUGCACACGAGGCGGCCAGGAAUCAAGCGGCGGCGCGCGCCGAACGCAUGUUAGCAGACUGCGAGUGGAAGAUGAGAGAACUGGAAAAGAAAGCCAGGGACGCCGAGAAAGAGAAAAAAGCUUUGACAGAAACUGUAGAAAAGAUGAAAUCAGCUCCGCCUUCAGCUGCUCAUAUGGCUGAACUCCAACAACUCAGAGGAUUAGCAUCAGAACAGCAAAGAUCAGUCCAAGCCCUGACACUGCAGCUGCAACGCGUGGAGACGAGGGAGGAAGCACUGAAACUAGAGGUGCACCGGCUUAAAGAACUACUGGAUAAGGAAGCAAGAAUAUCAAAAGAGAAGGAUGAGAGGCAUAUGCAGACAAUAGAUAGACUAGAAAAACGUCACACAGAGACUAUAGACAAUCUAAAGGCGGAACACGCAACUUCCGCUGCGAACAGUCGUGCAGCAUUGGAGAGGAUGCACGCUGAAAGAACCAGAACUGCACUCGCGCAACUGCGGGCCGAGGCGGAACAAGAGGGCAGAAACGCGGAUAGAAAGCUCAGAGAAGUCACUACUAGGUUCGAAAAUUUAAAAGAAGUUCUCGCGAGCAAGGAGACUCAAUUCGAACAUGCCAUCGCAGAAGCUCACAGUAAAGCUGACUGGGACAUCAUGCAGCUGAGACAUCUCCUGGACAAAGCCGAUAUCACUUAUGCGAAUAACGUAGAAAAGAUGAAUGAACGGUUCGAAAAAGAAAGAGAACGUCUUAUAGAAGAGUGGUCACAAAAAGUUAAAGAAAUAGAAGAACAAGCGUCGACUGCUGCAGAUGAAGCAAAGCAACUUUUAGAAACCACACGUCAAAAGCUCACAUCCGAGAAAGUCGAACAGAUAAACAAACUUAAAGAACAGCAUAGGCAAGAAAUGGAUGAGCAAUGGGAGCAAUUUAUGUUCGACAAGGAAAGCUGUCUCCAGAGAAUGAAAGCAGAGUGUCUACAGGAAGGGGAAGAAGAGAGGGUAAAGAGAGAAAGAGAACUGCUAGAUGAGAUAGCUGAAUUGAAGUCCCUACUUCAAUCGAAAUCAGUUGAUUUCGAUACUCUAGCAACCGAAGCGGCAGCAUGCGGUCGUACUUUAGCUGUUACAGAAGAAGAGCUCAAAGAGGCACUGGCGAGAGAGAAGGAGCUAAGAGAAAAGAGAUCAGAAGACAUUACGAAGAUCAAGCAAGUGGAGAGAGCGUCAAAGGAGCAGAUUGAACAUUUGACUAGGAAGUGCGCAUGUCUUAGGAAACUUUUCGACGAUAUGCGAGCAAGACUUUCCGCCCGGGAGCGCUCGGCGGAGCAGGAACUCAGGAACAAGGACAAAGAAGUAACCCAACUGAGAGCUGAAGUGGCGAGACUGACCAAAAUACUCGUCGAACAGAGCUCGCCUAAGCUCGGCGCCCGUACUCGAGCGGACGGCUGCGAGCAGAUCUCAGCCGGUGGGGAGUCAGAGCCGCGCCGCAAGGGAGGGACUCUCCGUACACCAGAAUUGACACGAAGACGUCCGACGCUCCCUGAACUCCCAGAGAUGCCGCCCUUGCCCCAGAAGGCAGCCGAUGACGAGCAAAAUGGCCGGCGUCGUUCCAAGAGUGUUGACCUGCCUGCCGUACAAGUACCAAUCAGGAUAAAACAGUUGACGGGAGAAGAUCUUAUUAAAAAUACAAGUACAUAGUUAAAAUAUAUAUAUAAUCAAAGACCCAUGUAACACAUAAAGAGAUUAUAUUGGCAAUCAUAUACCUUUAAUGCGAAAGCCGCUGUCUUCAGUCUUUGUCUCUACUUUCGAGCACCUCCACUAUUGCAAUGCCUUGGGGCGGUAAUAGGAACGAACUUAUGAUUUUUUUAAUGCAGGUUACUCAGAUUAAACAAUCUGCCCGAGCAUUUAUCAAUUAUGACAUUAAAACAUUCUGAUUUAACGUUCGAUAAAUCAGGUUCCUUACGUUUAUAUCUAGAAUUAUGUUAAUUUAAAAUGAAAAGCAAAACUGAUAAACAAAUUGCCUUACAUUUUAUUAACCAAAUCAAAUUUGCAAAAAAUUAUCUCCUUUAAAUAAUAUUGUUUAAGAAGCAUAUGAGAAUUUCAGUGAUUAUAAAUCUAUGAUCUUUUUUUGUACAUUUAUAUACAGCAUUGAUGUGCGGUGAAAAUUGAAUAUACUUUAUACUCUUUUGGCCAUUCAUUUACAGGUGUAAAAUAACGAAGUGUAAAGGGUAAUUAAAGUAUUGACUUACUCGUAAUAUAUAAAAUGCCUUACUAUUUAUGUUAGUUUUUUAAAUAAAUACAUAUAUGUUUAACGCAUACAACUUGAAAGCAAGUUUAUUAGUUGUUAAUACAUUGCUAAUCGCUGCUAUUUGUUUAUUGAAGGAAGCUUAUUUGCUAGUAUUUCUCCAUUGAGAAGUACUGGUAAAAAAGGAACUUUCAAUUAAAAUAGACUGAAUUAAUAAUAUUUUUUGCUUUAAAUUUCAUCAGAUAAUGGUGUUUCUCAUAUUUAAUAUGAAAAUGGUCGUCGUGAAAUAACAUUUUCACUCGUAUCUAAAUAAAUUAUGGUAUUUUUUCAUUUGAAAUUUAGAUAAAAUUGAGCCAAGAAGAACAAAAUGAGUUACUUCAUAAGUUUUUAGAAACUGUUUUUAAUUAUAUACGUACCUACCUAAAUUAGUAGAAUAGGAAGUCUUGACAAUAAUAGCUUAAACCUUAUUUGUAUAAUGUUACAAAUUAAUUAAUAAAUGUCUCAUUUCAUAAUGCAAUAAUAACUUACCAAUUUGAUAUUAGCAAGAAAAAGUUUUAAUUACAAAAGAAUUUAAAUUCCUUAUAAUUAUUUGAAAUAACGUAUUUUAUAUCGUGCUUGAGUUACAUUUUUUUUAACUAUGUUAGAUUCCCCUGCAAAAGUUGCAAAAAUUUAGUUACAAUGUUUUUUCUUGCACUUGUCGAUUUAAUUGUAUCUCGUUGUGCAAUAUCUAUUGAAGAUAAGUAAAUAAGUGCAAUAAUAAUAAGUAUUACCACUUUUCUUAGUGGAAAGUAAAGAAAUUUUGUUCUUUUAAGCCUUCCAGACACAUGUAAGAAUGUUUGAAAAUACUGUGUGAUAUUAUUAAGCGGUCCGGCAGAACCGAAUUUUUCGAAAUUUACUACACUAGGCAGAUAUAAUGUUCAGUAAUAACGUUAAGCUAUUUAUUUUUAUUUAUAUUAUAUAGUAGUGAAAGUCUAAUAUUAUUGUAUACCUAACUAUGUAAUGCGUAUUUUCUUUUUAUAACGAUCUAAAAGAAAUUGUAACUGAAAAUAAAAAAUCUAAUGACAUUAAAAAAGCGAUAUAUUACUUAUAUAUACUGUAUAUAUUACUUAUUUGAGAUCGCUUUUAAAAAAUAAGUACCUAAGUACCUAGCUCAAAUUAUAUUUCUCAAAUAAUCCUUUUAUACUUUUAUUGUGGAAUACUUACAUAUAAAUUACUGUUAAUUUUAGCCAGAUAAAUGAUCAGUAAGUAUAUAUUAGAAGAACCGUAUCGUGUGACUGCUUAUUGCAAGUAUCUGCCAACUAAAAAGUGCAAUAUUUAAAACUUUGACUUUAUAAAAUGAAUACGACUUUAAGUGUAAGUUAUAGUUGUAUUUAAUCGUUCUGUAUAUUUGUGAUCAUUUCUUAAUAAAUAAUUUUU
Molecule: messenger RNA, 5556 nt
Organism: Diatraea saccharalis (sugarcane borer)
Lineage: Eukaryota; Metazoa; Arthropoda; Insecta; Lepidoptera; Crambidae
Source: the annotation of a GenBank genome assembly